Molecule: messenger RNA, 1654 nt
Organism: Uloborus diversus
Lineage: Eukaryota; Metazoa; Arthropoda; Arachnida; Araneae; Uloboridae
Product: elongation factor Tu, mitochondrial-like
Exons: 11
Coding region: 60-1508 (482 amino acids)
Biological process (GO): mitochondrial translational elongation
Cellular component (GO): mitochondrion
Molecular function (GO): translation elongation factor activity; GTPase activity; GTP binding
Source: RefSeq, a predicted model, not a curated record
AGAGCUAAGUUUGUUUGCUCGUAACUUUAACUUUUUCGGCAUAUGUAAGCAAAGAAAUCAUGGUGUCCUUUAGCAGUUUAUUAACAAUUCGCCAAUUAUUAGGCUACCAUGGAGUUAGCCAGUGUUUUCUUCACAUCCAAGGAAAAAAUUCCUUGCCUUUAAGUGCGGUCGCAAAAAAUCUCCUGAAUGUAUCUAUAAAAAGGUAUCUAGCUACAGUUGUGGUCCCGGGCUCGAAAAAAGUGUUUCAGAGGGACAAGCCUCAUUGUAACAUUGGUACCAUUGGACAUGUUGAUCAUGGGAAGACGACGCUCACUGCUGCAAUUACCAAAGUGCUUGCGGACAAAAAGAUGGCCAAGCUCAAGAAGUACGAAGACAUCGAUAACGCGCCGGAAGAGAGGGCUCGGGGAAUCACCAUCAAUGUGGCCCACGUCGAGUACUCCACAGAUAAAAGGCAUUAUGGGCACACAGAUUGCCCUGGCCAUGCUGAUUAUAUAAAAAACAUGAUUACCGGGACUGCGCAGAUGGAUGGAGCUGUUCUAGUUGUAGCUGCAACAGAUGGUGCUAUGCCACAAACUAGGGAGCAUUUAGUUCUUGCAAAACAGAUUGGAAUCGAACACAUCGUAGUAUUCAUCAACAAAGUGGACAGUGCUGAUCAGGAAAUGUCGGAACUGGUGGAGAUGGAACUUCGCGAGUUGAUGACAGAAAUCGGAUACGACGGGGAUAAAAUACCUUUCGUUUUCGGGUCUGCGUUGUAUGCUCUCGAAGGUAAAGACCCGGAGAAAGGAGCCAACUCCAUCCUGAAGUUGCUGGAAACCAUCGACGAACACAUCCCCACUCCGGCUCGAGAUUUGGACAAGCCUUUCCUUUUGCCGAUCGAGCACGUUCAUUCCAUACCAGGUAAAGGAACUGUGGCCACUGGCAGAGUGGAACGUGGUGUAAUAAAGAAGGGAGUGCAAUGUGAAAUUAUUGGAUACAAGAAAUACAUAAAGUCCACCAUAGCAGGCAUUGAAAUGUUCAAGCAGACAUUGGAGGAGGCUCAGGCGGGCGACCAAUUGGGUGCCUUGCUGAGGGGUGUCAAGAGGGACGAGAUUCGGCGUGGAAUGUUCCUGUGUCAGCCUGGAACCAUGAAGGCACACGACUUCUGUGAAGCACAGGUAUAUUUAAUGACUAAAAAUGAAGGUGGACGUAAAAUCCCCCUAGUUAAGCACAACAGGGCCGUGGUGUUCUCCAAAACGUGGGAUUGUGUUGCCGAAAUAGACAUGCCCGGGAAAGACAUGGUCAUGCCCGGAGAGGAUUCUACGUUGACGAUGAAAUUCAUCAAGCCGAUGGUCAUCGAGAGUGGACAGCGUUUUACCCUGAGAGACGGGAGCACAACUUUCGGCACUGGAGUAUUCACGAAGAUCAUGCCAGACCUGAACGAGCUCGAAAGGGACAAGUUGCUGAAAGGUCGCAAGAAGGAGAGGAGGGAAGCCGCAGCAGCUGAACUCAAGAAGCUGGCCGAGAGCUAGUUUUUCGUUUUCGACGCUCAUUAGUAUUGUCGUUUUUGUGUUCCCGUCUUUACUCGUAUCCUCCGAGAGAAAAAAAAGUUAGAAGUAUGAAGUAAGAAACUUAUUACGUUUUUACGGAAAAGCUGUGAAUAAAGUGUUGGUUGUUA